AUGGACUACAGCAUCUUCGAGCUGGGCGACUUCAAGCUCGUCUCUGGCGAGACCCUUCCAGGUGCAUUCAUCGCCUACAAGACCUUUGGCGACCCCUCCUCUCCCGCCAUCAUCUACCCUUCGUGGUUCAGCGGCGCCAUCUCGGACAACGAAUGGCUCAUAGGUGAAGACAAGGCUCUCGACCCCCGUCAAUACUUCAUCAUCAUCCCAGCUCUCUUUGGCAACGGACAGUCGAGCAGCCCAUCCAACACGCCGCGCGAGUCGCCCCUCAAGCCGUUUCCCAACAUCACCGUCAAGGACAAUGUGACCGCGCAGCAUCGGCUCGUAACCGAGCAUCUGGGCGUCCAGAUCGCGCGACUGGUGCUCGGAUGGAGCUUGGGCGCCAGCCAGACGUAUCAGUGGCUCACCCAGUAUCCCGACUUCAUGGACCUCGGGGCGCCCUUCUGCGGGAGUGCGCGCACGUCGCUGCACAACCAGGUGUUUCUCGAGGGCGUCAAGAGCGCACUACUCGCCGCCAAGGGAGCUUCUUCCGGUGGUAGUGCUGCCGGCGAGUCAGCGCCGGCGUACCGGGCGUGGACGGAGGAGGAAAAGGUCGUCGGGCUGAAGGCUUUCGGGCGAGUGUAUGCGGGAUGGGGGCUCAGCCAGGCGUUCUACAGGGACAAGGUCUAUGAGACGGAGCUAGGCUACAAGGACCUGGAGGACUUCUUGGUCAACUUCUGGGAGUCGUGGGCCCUGUCCAAAGACCCUGAGAAUCUGCUUACCAUGCUUCACACGUGGCAGGCUGCCGAUUGCUCUGAUCAGGAGCCGUAUAACAAGAAGCUGGAACUGGCCAUGCAGAGCAUCAAAGCGAAAACGUUAGUUCUGCCAGGCAAAACUGACCUGUAUUUCCCUCCCGAAGAUUCACAGUACGAGGUGCGGCACAUGGCGGAAGGCGUUGGACAGUGUAUUCCAUUUCCAUCCGUCUGGGGCCACUGGGCCGGUGGACCCGGUGUCAGCAAAGGAGAUGUUAAGUGGCUGGAUGGCCAGCUGAAGGAUCUCCUGGAGAGCAACAGGUGGCUUCUGGACACCACCGGAUUGGACAACGAUAGCUACACCAGUGCGCCAAACUGGGGCUAG
This is a messenger RNA of Trichoderma reesei QM6a, 1116 nucleotides long. RefSeq lists its product as uncharacterized. Gene Ontology annotation, molecular function: acyltransferase activity, transferring groups other than amino-acyl groups. Gene Ontology annotation, biological process: biosynthetic process. The coding region runs from base 1 to 1116 and encodes 371 amino acids. Lineage: Eukaryota; Fungi; Ascomycota; Sordariomycetes; Hypocreales; Hypocreaceae. The transcript has 3 exons. The record is from RefSeq and is a predicted model, not a curated record.